CUGAUAAUUAAAGAAGAAGAUCCUCUCUGCUGACCAUGGAUCGCUCGGCGAAGGAGCUGUUCCUCAACUUCAUGAUUGUCUUAAUCACUGUACUCCUGAUGUGGCUACUGGUGAAAGCCUACCAGGACUGAAGCAUGGAGCAGCGAGACGGCCGAGAAGCAGGAGGCAGGGAGAAUAAAGGGUCUGAUGGAGAGUGCAGCAUUUAAAACUGUUGGUACUGGUUAGAUUUUGUGUACACAGUGUUUACAUUUUUUUUUUGGUUCAGUUUCUUGGUUUAUAAAAUAAGAUUUAUAUCUGAUUCAGAUACUUCCUAUAUGCUGCUUAUGUAUACAUUGUCUGAGAUGCAUUUAGUUUCUAAUAUAAAUAAGACCGGAAUUCUUUGAGACAUGAAAUUUGAAUGAAAUUAAAAACAGCAUGCAAGCUCUACUGUACAUGUCAGAGAUGUUGUCAUAUUAAUUCAGACUCAGUAAACUAUUGUUGUCGCCUCGUCUGUUCUGUUCGCUCUUAGACCUUUUGGUUUUAGUUUCAUUACACUAGCUAGUUAGAUGUUAAGUAAAUGUGUUUUUCUGCUUUCAGGAACUGGAAAUAAUUAUAAAAAGAAAAAAAAAUGCAUUUUUUAACAAGCAUAAAUAAUGCUGUUUGAUUUUAUUUACCAAAAGAAAUAAAACAGGACGUCCAUAAUCAAAUGGCAGGGUGGUCAAAUAAAACUAUCUUGUUUGACAUGACGUUUUUUUCCAUCAAACAUUUUCAACAAACUGUUUAACAGCAGCUCUUUAACAGCACAGAAAAUGUUUAAUAGUAAAGAUUAUAAGCAGGAAAUCUCCCUGAAGAGGACGCAACACAGAAAUAUGUAUAUUUUUAGUUAUUGCUACAUCAUUGAAGCAGUGUUUAUAUGAUAUACUGGCGUUUAUCUUAUGUUUAUGCUUCUGGCCCAUGUUUUGCUACAAUGUAAAUUCUACCCUUAUACAAAAUAAAUGAUUCCUCUUUAGAAAAGCUGGCACAGUAUA
Messenger RNA from Cyprinodon tularosa, 1007 nucleotides. Its product is annotated as sarcolipin. The record is from RefSeq and is a predicted model, not a curated record. The coding region runs from base 36 to 131 and encodes 31 amino acids. Gene Ontology annotation, molecular function: enzyme regulator activity. The transcript has a single exon. Gene Ontology annotation, cellular component: membrane. Lineage: Eukaryota; Metazoa; Chordata; Actinopteri; Cyprinodontiformes; Cyprinodontidae.